GGACCCAGAGCGGUGCUCGUGGUCAGUUUGCCUGUGGCCUGCGCCCGAGCUGUGGGGAGGACGUGGGGACACCCUAGAGGCCGAGAAAUGGACCCAGUGACCUUUGAGGAUGUGGCUGUGAACUUCACUCAGGAGGAGUGGGCUUUGUUGGAUCUUUCCCAGAAGAAUCUCUACAGAGAUGUGAUGAGGGAAACCCUCAGGAACCUGGCCUUUGUAGGAAUAAAAUGGAAAGACCAACAUAUUGAAGACCAAUGCAAAAAUUCAAGUUUUUCUAAAUACUUGAAAGAAUUCAUACUGAAGAACAACCGUACAAAUGAGAGAAACCUAAGAAGUCAUCUGGUAGAGAGACUCUGUGAAAGUGAAGAAGGCAGUCAGAAUGAAGAAACCAUCAGCCAGAUUCUAGAUCUUAAUCUGACUGAGAAAACAAGUGGAGUUGAACCCUGUGAUAGCACCACAUGUGGAGAGGAGUCCAUGAGUCAUUCGUCUCUUAGUAAGCACCCAAGAGCUCACACCGGACAAAAAACCCAUGACCAUCACGGUGGAAAGGAGACACAUCAAGAUAAGCAGUGCGCAAAAGCCAACGGUUAUCAUCACAUUGGAGAGAAACGUUAUGAAUGUCAGGAAUGUGGAAAAGUCUUCAUUUCUCUUGCAAGCUUUCAAAGACACAGGAUAACACACACUGAAGCGGAACCUCAUAAAUGUAAAUGUAAAGUAUGUGGGAAAGCCUUUUAUUCUACUAAUUUAUGUCAAAUACAUGAAAAAACUCACCCUGAAAAGAAACCUUAUCAAUGUAAGCAAUGUGGUAAAGGGCUAAGUACUGCCAAGUCCUUCCAAAUACAUAAGAGGAUUCACACUGGAGAGAAACCCUAUGAAUGUAAGGAAUGUGGGAAAGCCUUCAGAUGUCCCAGUGAUUUUCGAAGACAUAAAAGAACACACACUGGAGAGAAGCCCUUUGAGUGUAAACAGUGUGGUAAAGCUUUUGCUCGUUCUAGUUCUGUUCGAAUACAUGAAAAAACUCACACCAGAACAAACACAGGCUGUGAAUGUAAGGAAUGUGGGAAAACCUUUGUUUCUCUCUCAACCUUUCAGAGGCAUAUGAUAAGGCAUACCGGAGAUGGGCCUUAUAAAUGUAAGGACUGUGGAAAAGCUUUCAUUAGUCUUGUUUCAUUUCAAAUACAUGAAAAACUACACACUGGAGAGAAAGUCUAUCAGUGUAAACAAUGUGGGAAAACCUUAAGCAAUCCCAGUUCCUUUCGCAUCCAUGAAAGAACUCACACUGGAGAGAGACCCUAUGAAUGUAAGGAGUGUGGGAAAUCCUUUAAUUGUCCAAGUUCCUUUCAGAGACAUGAAAAAACUCACACUGGAGAGAAACCCUUUGAGUGUAAAAAGUGUGGGAAAGCCUUCAGUCGUUCCUGUUACCUGCAGAUGCAUGAACGGAUUCACACAGGAGAGAAGCCCUAUGAAUGUAAACAAUGUGGCAAAGCAUUUAGCAGUUCCAGUUCCUUUGGAAUACAUAAAAGAACUCACACUGGAGAGAAACCCUAUCAAUGUAAAGAAUGUGGGAAAGCCUUCAGUUGCCACAGCUCUUUUCAAAGACAUCAAAGGAUUCACACUGGAGAAAAACCCUAUGAAUGUACAAAGUGUGGUAAAGCCUUCAGCCGCUCCAGUGUCUUUCAAAUACAUGCAAGAACUCACACCAAAGAGAAACCCUACGAAUGUCAAGAAUGUGGGAAAGUCUUUGGUUGUUCUAGUUCCUUUCAAAUACAUAGAAGAACGCACACUGGAGAGAAACCCUAUGUAUGUCAAGAAUGUGGUAAAGCAUUUAGUUGUUCUAGCACCUUUCAAAAACACAAAAGGACACACACUGGAGAAAGACCCUAUGAGUGUCUAAAAUGUGGUAAAGCCUUCAGUCGCUCUAGUACCCUGCAGAUACAUAAUAGAAUUCAUGAAAGAACUCUUAAUGAAGGAAAAACUGCCCAAAUACCGUGAGUAUGGGAAAGCCUUCAUUUGUCACAAUCCCUUUCAAAACAGGAAAGAAGGCAUACUGGAGAGAAACCCUGUGUAAGGAAUGUGGGAAAGCUUUGGCUGAGUGGGAAAGCACAUUGAGAACACCCACUGGUGAGCAACUCUAAUAGGCUGAAGGUUCAGGUGCCUUUUGUUGUCCCACUUCACUUCAAAGCCAUGAGAGAAUGCGUGGAGGAGAGAUGAAGCAGUGGAACAGCAGCAGUGGGCAAAGCCCUCGGUUGGCUCAUCUUAAGGGACAUGUAAAACACACACUGGGGCUUGAGUGGAGCUUGGCAUGUUAGAGCUGCUGACCAGCCCCAUGACCCCUGGUCAGUACCCAGGCAAAGGUGGAGAGAAAUAAUGAACACUGCAUUGAAAACUUGAAGUGUGAAAAACAAGAAGAAUGUUUUCAAUUUUGACAGUUACUUUGAAAGCCUUAUAAAAGCUUCCAAUUUAGAGAAAACAUACAUAUUGAAAUAAUAUGCAAAGCCUGAUGCAAAUUAAUACACAUAUAAUGCUCCAGAAAAAUACACAUCCUGAAGGAAAUGUUAUUAAAGGUGUAAAUUGAUUUUCUCACCUGCCUUCCUCUU
This is a messenger RNA of Urocitellus parryii (Arctic ground squirrel), 2594 nucleotides long. RefSeq lists its product as uncharacterized. The record is from RefSeq and is a predicted model, not a curated record. NCBI's taxonomy places the organism in Eukaryota, Metazoa, Chordata, Mammalia, Rodentia, Sciuridae. Gene Ontology annotation, biological process: regulation of DNA-templated transcription.